AUGAGGGCGAUUGCUCUUAACAUGACCAUGUUAAACCGUGCUUUGACCCCCGUUGAUCCUUCAAACUUUCUCAAGGCCCUACAACUUACUGUUAAAAAUCAGGACAUCCUAACACUGUCACCGUCUUCCAGCGUACAAUUGUCAGUUAGUAUAUUUUUAGCUUCUGAAAAUCUGGAGAAUGAAAAUAAAUGGUUUUGCCCACAAUGUUCCCUGCACCAAGAGAGCACUAAGGAAACAAGGAUUACGAGAAAUAGCGAAAUUUUAACCUUGCACCUGAAAAAGUUUGCAAGAGAUAGAGAACAUCUGGUUAAGGACAAUAAAUAUGUUGAAAGUUUUUCCUCUUCUAAUCCUUAUCUCAAUAUCCCGAUAUCUAGUGACUCGGACACAUCUUUUAUCCAAAAGUAUGCUUUGGUAGCUGUGAUAAAUCACUCUGGAACAUUGAAUGCAGGCCACUAUUGGGCCCAUAUCAAAGAUCGGUCCACAAACUCUUGGUACCUCUGCAAUGAUAAGGCAAUGAGCAAAUUUGAUCCAAGAGCGCUCAACAGCACUACAUCAUGUUUUCUUUUAUCCCCGCUGCUAGUUUUUUUUGGUUUGUUUUUUUUCCUCUUCAUAAAUGCCUUCGCUGUUGCUUUAAACCUGUACUACCAGGGGCAUGGGGAGGAAAAUGUAAAUCCGAGCGGUUUUGUAUUACCCCAGCUGGUUCAUACAAGCCAGUUUACCGUUAAUCCCAGAGGGUAAAGAGUUCACUCUUCUCUGGUAACUUAUAAGAAGCUUAGCAAGAAGGUUUGCUUUUAGCUUGUCUUUGGGUGUAACGACCCCACUCUUUACCCCAGUUCAGUAAGGUGCCCAAGUUUACUAACUUGGUCUUCUGUCCUUAGUCAAAAUAUCGACAGGCUGGUCCUGUCGUGACAACCUCCUAUGUAAGGCUGAGUGUUGGGGCCCUGUAACACAUGUGGAAAGCUACAGCCAGAGUCACAAGUUCUGGCGCACAGGAGGGUCUUAUUUAAUUCUUUUCUAUAUUAAUAUAUUUUUGGCAUAUACAUUUUUCUAUUUGUGUUUGUUCUGUAACCAGUCCGUUUAUGUUGUUAGCUCUGUCUUGUGUCGUAUUGUUUGUGAUAGAAGGAUUGCUUUUUCUCUUUACGAUUUUCUUAAAGAAUAGUUUUAGGUCCAAGUUGGACAGUACUCAUGCUUGUAAGAAGCAAGAAAGUGUAUUCAGCACCUUCUUCUGGGACCCUAAUCUCAGUUUUGACAACCACCGUCCCUGUAGACAAGGUACUUCGGUGCAGCUUGCUGUAUUGUAAACCUUUUUCAUUUAAGGUUGUUUUUAUAGAAAAGUUCUUUCGGAUGUACGGAGUGGAAGUGUUUGUUGAGAAGAGAGAAAGAGGGAUUUUUUCGCUAAAAUUGUGGACACUUUUGUUAUAUUGAGGAUUGCACAGAAUUAUAUUUCCUGAGCAAAUUUUUUUUUCGGAAUAGUGGAUUUUGAAAAGUUUAAUACACUUUCAUCCUUUUUUGCGUUCUGGAAGAUGAUUUCUUUUACAUUCUUGCUGAAAGAGAAAUUUGCAACUUCUAACUAUAGUAUAGCCAGCUUUCAUUAGACAAGUUAUAUCACUGCAUUAGAAAGGUGAUUCACCAGCAAUGAGUAUUUUUUAUCAAUAUAUAUUUUGGAAUUUUCUUCCAUCAUCAGGGUUCGGACGCUCUUCUCUGGCCAUGUAGUGGAAGCAUUAUUCUUGUUAACAUCUUAGGUUUUUUUCUGUAUGGCUUUAUGCCUAAUCUUACAGCCAGGUUUCGUGUUGUAUUUGGACGAAAAUGUUCUAUUCUAUUAAAAAAAUUCUAAAAAUAAGUUAAGGCUCUGAAAAUAUUGGAAAUAAGACAAACGUUCUUCUAUUCUAUAAGAUGCAAAUAAUGUUAUCUAAAAAGAUUUAAUAUGGUCCGUAUUUUUUGGUUUACUUUUUGCCAAAUCACAUUCGUGGGAACAAUGGAAUAGUCUUACACAAUUUUGAGUUUGUACCUUAUGAGGUCUAAUUUGAGUCCCUGUUCAGAUAUUUGUUUGACCUGCUGAUAGGACCGUAUUUUUGGUAAGCUAGACUCUGCCACAAGGUUAGACCUGUCAACCAACACCUAUUGUUCCAAAUCCAGGAAGCCAAGAAGAAUUUCUCGGUCAAUCCCGAAUGGGUUUAGGUUAUUUUUUGAAUAAAUUGGUUUUGAAAAGCUUUGGACACAAUGUUUUCUUCAUACUUGCUUAACAUUGGCAUUAACUGUUUGAAUUGCAUGUUCUGAAAACUCUUUAGCAGGGGCUACAGUACGCCUCCUUUUUUCUUUACACAUUGCUUAAAGAGCAUUUUUGUUUGCAUUCCGAUGUAGUUACUCCUAUUCACCUUGUUCCAGUGUAUUUCAUUAUAUUGAUAUCUAAUUGCUUAGUGACAUUAACAUUCACAAUUUUGUGCCAAAUGAGGAAAAAGCUAUUGUAACAAUUCUUCACACUAUUCUUUAUUACAACAAGCAUUUACUGUAAAUCCUGCACUCUGGUCACAAUAUGCAUCUAAAUCCUCCUACAAAUCCGUUGUUAUUAACAUAUGUCUUUUUCUGCUGUUGACCUGUCUAAAUUUUGAGAGCACUGUGAUGCCUUUUUCUCAUUUAGCUUCGACUGUUCUUAUUUGUGUUUCUUGUAAUCCGACAAUCUAUUAAGAAAUUCAGGCUGAGUAUGUUCUUAUUGUGUUCUUAAUUUUUCGCACAAUCAACAAAAAAUUCUUAUAAAAAGAGACGUAUAAAGUGCUGUUUUAUUACACUCUUUAACCUCUCGAGUGCACCUAAAAUUAGUGUAAUAUAAAUACCGUCUGUAUAAGUAAAUGGAUUGAAGACAAGUGGUAAAAAGAAAUAUUGGAGAUGUUUUAUACUUUUAAACACAAUUUUAUGCAUUUAAUAUUGAAUACUAGCAAAAAAGCAAAAAUUUAAACCACACGCAUGAGUUUGUAAAAGCGUCAUCCUGUUUAUUAUACCACAUGCAAGAGAAUUGCUUUUAAUUGUAAAACACACAUAUUUUUAUAACCAGUUUGUAAUAGAUGCACUAAAAAUCCUAAAGUGUUGUUACGCUUGAUGAUUUGAAUGCGCAUUUGUAUGGAUGUUUCGCAUCACGAAGUUCUUC
Hydractinia symbiolongicarpus is the source of this 3142-nucleotide messenger RNA. RefSeq lists its product as uncharacterized. Gene Ontology annotation, molecular function: cysteine-type deubiquitinase activity. The record is from RefSeq and is a predicted model, not a curated record. The transcript is spliced from 2 exons. Lineage: Eukaryota; Metazoa; Cnidaria; Hydrozoa; Anthoathecata; Hydractiniidae. Gene Ontology annotation, biological process: protein deubiquitination. Bases 1 to 738 code for a protein of 245 amino acids.